AUAUCUCUGUUAGGAUAAUAUAUAGUAUAAUAUGUCUAUAAACACAUAAUCUUUUAGCGUUGUUGUAUGAUUAAUAAUUAAACAAACCUUUAUGUGUUAAACUGUAAUAAUUUUCUAAAUUAUGCUCACUUACACUCACUCACUGAAUUCUUAAUGUAAAAGCCUGAGUGAACUAUGUGAUGUUUUAAUUUUUAACCAGGCAGGUGUGUGUUGGACAGUCUCUCUGACAACCACAGACCGCUCCAGUCGCAUAUGCGACAACAGCACACAUUUGUAAGUGUUUAAAAUCAUGUAUUUGGAUUGUGAAUUUAAUUCAUUUCAAGUAGAAAGACAUUAGAUGGUACCGUUCUGACAUACUUUGCGUUGUGGCUUUUGUUUCUUGCCUGUGGAACCAACUAGAAUCCUUGUGUAAGUGGAUAAAAUGCCAAACAGGGCACAAGAGGAUGCGGUGAUCAAUAUGAAAUCUGUGCAGGAGAUUGCUAAGCAGUUAGGGUUUGAGUGGACCGUUCUAGCAUUUGAACUGGGAUUCACCAGAAAUGAGGUCAGACAGUUUCAUGCCACCUCCAAAGAAAAGAGGGUUCAGGCUCAGAGAAUGCUGGAAUCAUGGUAUGAGCGUUCCUGGGACAAACCGAACAAAACCAAGCUUCUGCAGGACGGUCUUGAGCGGGCGGGCCGUCGUGAUCUGGCUGAGAGGCUGCGCUGCCUGCACUGGGGUCACCAGAAGCUCAGCCGCAGAGUCGAGCUGCCCUCUGCCUUCCCCUUCAUCAUUACCGUCCACAAGACCAUAGACAACAAGGACGCCUUGAGCAGGAUUAAUGUGCUUAAUCGCAGUUACAACUAAGAAAAAUGAUGUGAGCUAAAAGUCUGAUAGUGAAAAUGCUUUUCUAUACUUAGAGUUUCAUUAUUUUUCAUUACAACCUAAUUGACUGUAUGCUUGUAGUUUAGUUAAAAUCAUAAAAAUAUAGUUUUCAUAUUAGCUAAGUGCAUUUCAUAUUAAUUUUAAUUAGAAUACAUUUUCAUUUCAUUGUAAUUAACAUGUUAAUUAAGUGUCUGAAAACAGUUCACACUGUUCACAAGUAUAAAUUAUGUCCAUUAUCAUGUUAAUUUUAUCCAGCAUGAUUUGAGAAUUAUCCAAAUUUUCAAUGUGGCCUCAGAUUUUUAGACCCCAUUGUACAUAGAAGAAUAUUCAAUAGUUUUAUAUAUUCAAUACUUUUUUACACACCUCAUGAAACCUUUCUUCUUGUUACUACAUGUUUUGUUGUUUCGAUAAUAAAAAGGUCAUAACUGUG
Cyprinus carpio (common carp) is the source of this 1289-nucleotide messenger RNA. RefSeq lists its product as uncharacterized. The record is from RefSeq and is a predicted model, not a curated record. NCBI's taxonomy places the organism in Eukaryota, Metazoa, Chordata, Actinopteri, Cypriniformes, Cyprinidae. Gene Ontology annotation, biological process: signal transduction. Gene Ontology annotation, molecular function: protein binding.